Molecule: messenger RNA, 1167 nt
Organism: Dermacentor andersoni
Lineage: Eukaryota; Metazoa; Arthropoda; Arachnida; Ixodida; Ixodidae
Source: RefSeq, a predicted model, not a curated record
AUGGGCUCCGUGCCUCCAGUUUUCCCCCUUUACGUAUCGCAAUUGGUUGUGGCGGUACAUUGCGAGGGUGCGGGCGUUUCUUUUGUGGUUGUUCCUGUGUAUGCACCGCCCCAUCGUCCCCUUGGGCCCAUACUAGACGAACUGAACCAAGUGUUCACGCAAUAUCCAUCCUCAAGUUUUGUCUUGGGCGGGGAUUUCAACGCGAAGCACGCGCUAUGGGAUCCCGUCUCAGGGGAUGAGCGCGGAGCGCAGCUUGUUCAAUUUGCUUGCGGGAACAACCUGCAUAUACUCAAUCUCCCCGACUCCCUCCCAACAUUUGGGACGCCCUAUGCCCGCCCGUGGAUCGACGUGACCCUGGCGUCUGUCUCGUUAGUAGGCGGUGGGUACCGUUGGUCCGUCUCGGACGAGGACACCUUAUCGCACCACCGAUACAUUGAGUUUAUGCUGAGGGAUGCCGCGAGCGCGCCCGAGAAGCGGCUCACCAAUUACGCUCGGGCGCAGAUCGCGGCUGAGAUUCUCAGCCGCGAUCCCUGCUCCCAUCAAAUAUGUCGCUGCCGCUUCUCGUCGGCUUGGAUGCUCGACGCCGCGGUUGAGCGCUUCUGUAGCACAUAUAACACCGUACGCAAGCGGUACGCCCGCAAGCCGCGGCCCCGUAGUGAGGGCGCCAAGACGUGGUGGACGCCUCAGUUGACUGCGGAACGGUCGCGAGUGCGCGCGAUGCGCAGACGCUAUCAGCGCGUACGUGACCCCGCCUUGCGCGAGGUGCUUCGUUCACAGUACGCACAAGCAUUCGCGGCAUAUAAGCGCAGCCUCCGUCGCGCGAAAGAUACCGCCGACCACGCGCUGUGCUCGGACAUCACGUCGCGCAACCUCUUCGGCCGGCCUUUCCAGUCGGCGUUUGCCAGGCAGCGCCCUAUUACCUGCCUUCCGCCGCUCGAGACCUCGGACGGCGCCCUAACCACCUCAAUCCAGGCGUCAGCUGCGCUUCUAUUGCGCACGCACGUCGCGGUUGACGAUCCCGCGGCGGACAACGACUUUCAUAGCCGCGUUCGCGCGAUCGCGGGCUCUCCUCCGGAGGUACCCAACGAUCAUCUUUUCACGCUCCCGGAGAUCGAGCACUCCCUCCUUCUGGCAACCUGCGUGCGGCGCCAGGGCUCGACGGGCUGA